This is a messenger RNA of Neospora caninum, 2442 nucleotides long. Its product is annotated as putative ABC transporter. The record is from RefSeq and is a predicted model, not a curated record. Bases 1 to 2442 code for a protein of 813 amino acids. NCBI's taxonomy places the organism in Eukaryota, Apicomplexa, Conoidasida, Eucoccidiorida, Sarcocystidae. Gene Ontology annotation, molecular function: ABC-type transporter activity; ATP binding; ATP hydrolysis activity. The transcript is spliced from 12 exons. Gene Ontology annotation, cellular component: plasma membrane.
AUGGAGAACCCGGAAGCGAGUGCCGGCGCUUCACAGCCUCCCGCCGACGACGCGCGUCUUCCAGAACGCGAUGCUGUGUCGAUAGCUGCGCACGAGAAGACAAGUCAGAAGCGCAGUCCUUCACGUCUUCGGCCCGCGGUAGAGACCAAGAGCGAAACCCGUUCUCUUCCUCCGGGAGAAGACCACGCCCCAGAGACUCGCAGGUGGGCGGGGGCGUUCUCUCGCCUUCGGUGCUGGCUCUGGAAGGGCGAGAAGGCGCCAGAGGAGCAAGGGAAAGCAAGCGAAAUGAAAGAACUGGGACCGCUCUUACCUGCCAGUGACGACUCCAGGGAGCGGGAAGACUGUCCCAGAUCCCCGAACCGAGGGUUUCUUUGGAGAGAUCGGCACAACUCUGCCGAUAUGGGAGGGGAGGAAAGUCGAGGCGUCGCUUUCUCGUUUCGAGAUAUCCAGUGUUCCGUUCGUCUUGCUGGCCCGGACGGAAAGAAGCAGAAAAAAACGAUUCUCUGGCCGAUUUCAGGCGACUUUCCGCGCGGGAGCGUCGUCGGAAUCCUGGGGCCCUCCGGGAGCGGCAAGACGACUCUUCUCGACGUGUUGGCGAACAAGAAGAUACCAAGGGCGUACACUGGAGAAGUAUUUGUGGACGGAAAGAAACGCGAUGACAAGAGCUUCAAGGCUCUCUCCAUCUAUGCUCCUCAGGAUAACAUCUUUAAUGGGAACGAGGAGGUCUGGGAAGUGCUGGCAUUCGCGGCGGCUUUAAAGUCGGGGCGUUCGAAGGAAGACCAGAAGAAGCUGGUUGAUGCAACUCUCUCUUUCCUCGGUCUCGAGCGCGUCGCGCGCCAGCGCGUCGGCAACACCGUCGUCCGGGGCGUGUCUGGGGGCCAGAAACGCCGGCUGGUGAUAGGUCGGGCCCUGGUCACGAACGCGAGUCUCGCCUUCUGCGACGAGCCGACUUCCGGUUUGAGUUCGACAGAUGCAGAGGCGCUGAUGCUGGGAAUCCGCGAAGUGGCGAAGACCUGCUGCGUCUCCUUCCUCGUUGUCAUUCACCAGCCGCGAGUCGAGGUGUUUGAACUUUUUGACGAAAUUCUUCUCCUCGCACAAGGCCGGUGUCUGUACAACGGCCCUCGGUCGCAGAUGGAAGCGUAUUUCUCAGCUCUGGGCUUUCCCCUCCCCCCUUACGUAAACCCCGCGGAGUUUUACAUGGAGCUGACGGCGGAAAACGCGACUGUGGAGAGGCUCGCGACCGCGUACGCCGCCCAGGCAGAACGGGCGAGCCGCGGGGAGACAGGUGUCUCCUCGCGCCCGGGCGCGGCUGUCUCUGGGGCUCUUCUGGGCGGUAUCCCGGCGAGAGAGAGCGAGGAGAGUCGCCAUACAGGCGAGGAAGAGAGGCAAAGAAAGGCGGAUAGAGACGAGGCUGACGCAGGACAGACAGCGGGAGAGAGAAGUUUCUUGGUCAAGGAAGAAGAGAGAGACGACGAUGCGACGCAAGACCGAAGGAAGUCCAUCGCAGCAUCGCUUGCAGGCACGCAAGCUCUCGUUACGGCACUCCACGAAGUUCCUGGGACACGGCGCCCACUACCGGGCUUUUACGGACAGUUCUUGAUUCUAACGCACAGGUCUUUGACGCUGGCGUGGCGAGAUCGAAACGUUGUCUACAUGGUUGCCUGCAGUGCACUGCUUGCCGCGACCCUCACGGCCAUCCUUUUCUUCAACGUCUACCGAGAAAAAGCCAUCAUGUAUCACCUCUCUGCACUUUUCCUUGUUUCGCUGUCUCUGGCGAGCAUCCCGAGUGUGAACAUGGCGAUGUAUCUUGAGAAGAAAGUGUCGUAUCUCUACGAGUCGUCCGACGGCUUUUACGCUGCAGGGCCCUACCUCCUCUCUGAGAUGACCACCGGGUUUCUUAUGCUGCUGGGCGCAACUCUUCUUGCCCUAGUGGUGGUCUUUCCUUGCUGCGCCUUCCCCUUCUCCAAAUUCGGAAUGAUUUUCCUUCUCUUCAUCCUUUUUCUCCUCGUCGUGGACGCCGUCAUGCAGUUUGCUGCGGCCGUUUGUCCGACGUUCAUCAUGGCGAGCACCUUUGCUGGAGGCUGGCUGGCCCUAACGUCGGUUGUGAACGGCUACAAUGCGAACCCAAAAUCCAUUCCUGGGUGGCUGACAUGGCUGGUUUACCUCUCCCCUUUCUACUACCUGGUGGAUGGCGUGGCGGUUGUCCUCUAUUGGGAAAACCACGAUGUGUUCGGAACUCCUGAAAAGGCUGCGAAAUUUGGAUACACGAGUUGUGAGGAGCUUCUGAAGGCUUACGGCUUUGCAGGGAUGCUCGGCGGAAGUUCGCUUACCCCGCCGCAGUGGCUGUGGUGUGUAGAUGUGCUUGUUUUGUUCCUGAUGACUGUCGGCAUGAAGGCAAUUGCCUGUUUUUAUCAGGCUUACUUUGUUCGCCUUCGACGCUAA